GAGGAGCCUGCAAACAUAUAAGAGCAGCAUUGAUAUUCAUAAAUGAUCCGGAACGAAAAGAAAAGUUUAAGCUACCGGACGUGAAAUUACCAACUUUCGAAGAAAUUGUCACGGUACAUGAUAUUGAUCAUGUUAUCUUUGAUGAAGAGGGUUCGGAAGGUUCGUGUGAUGGGGACAGCAGUAUUGAGACCGAGUUUGAUGAAGAUUCAGAUCUGCAACAAUAUUAUCUCAAAAAAAUAAAUCAUGUCGAAUUAGUAAAAGUUUAUGGCAAAGAAAUUUGUGAAUCUGACAAAGCAGAAUCACGAUACGUUAAUAAUCCUACCCAAGACUUGUAUCUUUCCUCCUUUGCCGAUAUCAACCAUCUUUCAAUUUGGCAGCAUGAAUAUAUUGCUACCAGGAUGUCCAUUACGGGUUUUAUUAAUGAUGGGCGGAACAUUCUGAAAAAUUUAGAACAACUGGCAGGCAAUUUAUCCGAGCUCACGAAAGAUGAUGAUAGAAAAAACAUUAAUAACCUUUUACAAUUAUUUCACGAUCUUUCUCAAACAGAAUCAAUGCGGCAAAUUAGUGAAAUCAUAUCAUCGUAUAAACCAGUGACAAGAGAAAUGCCUAGAGAACGCAAACGAAGUUCACCUCAAUGCGAAGCUCUUCCGCCUUCUCCUGAAAAAAAAAUGAACCGGUAUACAUCUUAUUCGAUAAUAUAG
Messenger RNA from Ambispora gerdemannii, 701 nucleotides. The record is from the annotation of a GenBank genome assembly. Lineage: Eukaryota; Fungi; Glomeromycota; Glomeromycetes; Archaeosporales; Ambisporaceae.